AUGUUUGAGGCCAAACUAGCGAACGCUGCUCUUCUUAAGAAGAUCAUCGAAGCGAUCAAGGAUCUAGUGACAGAUGCUCCCUUUGACUGUUCCGAAUCAGCCAUGUGUCUACAAGCUAUGGACUCCUCUCAUGUAGCGCUCGUUUCGCUCAAACUUGAGGUAAGAAGUUUGUGUUUCUUCUACCGGAAAGAAGGAAGAAGGAAAAUAAAGGAAAAUCAUCGUGAAUCAUUACAAUAAUG
Molecule: messenger RNA, 239 nt
Organism: Strongylus vulgaris
Lineage: Eukaryota; Metazoa; Nematoda; Chromadorea; Rhabditida; Strongylidae
Source: the annotation of a GenBank genome assembly